GCCGGGCUGGCGAGGCUGCUCCACGACGUGGGGCAGGCGCUGACCACCGCCUUCGUCGUCCGGGCCUCGGUGGCCGACUGCCCGGAUUGCUGGUGCAGUCCGGCCUUGCACUGCCCAGCGCUGCAGUGCACGUGCCCCAGCGGCGAGGGCACCCUGGCGGCCGCCGCCACCCCGGGGUGCCCCGGGUCCCAGCUGGCCUGGGUGGCAGGCCUCUCGCUGCUCCUGGGCGCCGUGCUCGGGGCCGCGGCCGUCUCGUGGGCUUUGCGGCCUCGCCCGAGGGCGCUUGCGGCGCCCGCCGCGGCGCCCGUGGAGGCGGACAGCGCGCCGGCGGGCGACGACCUCGCGCACCCCGCGCUGGAGCAGGCAAAGGCCUUCCGCAGGACGCCGGGGUACGUGAUGACCCCGGACUUCGACGAUUACGGCGAGACCACGAACCCAGACGCGGACGUGAUGGAGAUCCACUUCGUGCACGGGCAGGGCGGCAGGGCUGGAGGCAUCCCGGAGAACCGGGUCUGCAGGUUUCGCCGCCUGCCCACGGCGGCCGAGAUCUGGAGCGCCCUCCGCCGCGGGGCAGCGCUGGGGUACGGGCCGAUGCCCGCUGGGCCCUUCCUCCUCACGCUGUCCGCGGUGAACUGUGCAGGCGCGCCGGCGGGCAGCAUAUCGCUGGCGGACCCGGCGAUCGUGGGCCCCCCGCCGGGCGGCGUGGCCGGAGCUUACCCAGCGGCAGCGGUCCCAGGCGCGCUGGCGCUUCCUGGGGCGGCCCCGCCAGCCCCACCGGCGGCCGCGGCCGCGCCAGCGCCGGCAGCCGCGGCCCCAGCCGCCGUGGCCCCCGCCCCCGGGGCGGCCGCUGCUCCAGCGGGUCGGGCGCCGGCGGUGCCAGACACCGCGGCGGUGGCGCCGCAGCCGAGCGGGGAGCCCGCGCCAGGCUGGCACUGGGUGGCCGCCGAGGACGUCGACGGCGCCGUGACGUUCGGCACGAAGGUGGCCGUCGGGGUGCCGGGCGGAGCGACCCUCGUGGGCCGCGCGGGGCGCCGCGGGCUUCUCACGCUCGCCGGCGGCGCCGGAGCCAGCGCGGCGCUGCUGCAGGACAGCGAGAUCCCGUGGUUCACGCAGGAGUACCGCGGGAGCGACGCGCGCACGCUCGAGAUCCCGCCAGGAGCCGGGCAGCCAGGCGGCAACUCUCGGGAGUGGCGCGAGGUGGUGCAGCUCUGCCGCGAGGAAUCCGUCCCGGGGUUUGGCGUAGCUCCGCCGAGGACGGCGCAGUGGCGUGCCAAGUACCAGGUGAAGGAGGGGGGCCCGGUCCUCCAUCAUGAGAUGUGGAAGUCAAAGCGCAAGCUGAACCCAACCGACUUCGGGGUGGACAUGCACGAGACGAUCUCCAAGAUGAUCGAGGCCAUGGGCUCGGCCGACCACCUGGACGUCUACAACUUGGCGAGCGCGGAGCUCGGCUACAGGAAGCUCCAGCUCAUCGAGCACUACUGGGACGACAGGAGCGCGGAGCAGCAGCAGCAGCACAACAUGCGGAUGCCCUUGGAGGAGGCCUUCGCAUUCAUGGGAGGCUCGAGGUCUCCCUCGAUGGUGUGCCCCGAGCUGCUCGAUUCGGUGUCGAAGGAGCUGGAGCGGAUCCACAGCAUCAAGAAGAACGCGAGGAAGCUGAGGGAGGAGCAGAAGGCCAACAAGGGCGGCCGGGGUGAGCUCGUGGCCGAGCUAGUAGUGGCGCUCAACCAGCUGGAUGCCGGCUCUGAUGACCCGCCGCGCCGUGCUGGCCAGGAGCCCAACAGGAUGCAGCAGCUUUGCCUGGAGCAUCUCGCCGAUAGCUGCGCGGCGAUGGGCUCCAUUCCUCCAGACUUGUCGACCGAGGUGGCCCUCCGGGAGCUCCAGGUUGGCGCCGGCUACUCCGACGGCGAGCCCGUCACGGUGGCCCCCUUCGCGCACGACCUCGUGUCUCUGCCAGCUGUGGGCGGCACGCCUGUGCCCCUGAGCCAGUUGUUGGGAGACGACGGUCCAGACAUCGUGCGAAGGUUCAUCGCUUCGAAGGUUUUGCCAAUUCAAAGCGCCGAGAUUUUUAAGAAGGAGGCUGGCUUCGCACGCCCUUACCUGGAUCCAGUGCUGCGGCAGCCCGCGGCCUACCUGGCCUUCGUCGAGAGGAUGAGGGACGGUGGCAUGCUGGAGUUCAGGGUCGAUGAGGGCAAUUUUGAGGAAGUCGGUCUAUUCACCGUUUGGAAGAAGGAUGGUCGCCAGCGCCUGGCGAUCGAUUGCAGGGGCAGCAACUUCAGGUUCGCGGAGCCCGACAAGACCAGCUUGGCGUCCGGGGGCAGCUUCAGCUCCAUCGAGCUGGCGCCGGGCGAGGUGCUGUGGACGGCGGGAGUCGACAUAGCGGACGCCUUCUACAACAUGGGCCUGCCGCCGGAGCUCCGGCACCUCUUCGCGCUCCCGCGGCUUCGGGCAGCGCAGCUCGGAGUGCGUGAGCUGGGCGGGCGUCCAGUUCCAGGCCGCGCUUGGGUGCGCCCGUGCUUGGCCGCUUUGCCUAUGGGCUGGACGCAUGCGCUCGACUUUUGCCAGAAAGUGCACAGAAAUAUCUUACUCCAGAAGGGAGGGUUUGAGAACGUUCCCGAAGUGGUCGAUGGUAUGCCGACGCCUCCCAUCCAGGACGGGGCCUACACAGCCUAUGUUGACAAUUUCAUUUCCUUUGGUGUGAAUCCUGACAGGCCUGCGGCCCUCCUGAGGCGCCCGCUCUUGGCCGUAUUUAGUUCUGUGUAUGCCUUCUCGAGGAAGUACUUCGAUCGGGUGAUGAAGCUGCCGCCGUCUGUCCGCCGUGAGCUUCGUUGGGCCGCCUCCCUGAUCCCCCUGGCCUGGGCUGAUCUCCGGGCCACCUGGUCUCCCAGGGUCUACGCGAGCGACGCUAGCGAGGAGGGGGGGGGCGCGUGCCAGAAGGAGGCCGGCCUGGGAGCAAUUCGUGGUGCUGGGAGGUACGGGGAGAGGUGGCGAUUUCGACGAGCAACUGCUUCGCGACCUCGCGACUGCCUCUUCGAGCAGAGCGACCCGCCGACCGCCGACACCGCGAAGGUCGAGCCGAUCGCCGAGUUCGUCGUGUCGCCGGAGGUGGGGCCCGUCGUGUCGCCGGAGGUGGCGGUGGAGGAUCCAGAGGGUAACUUGUGGAAGGUCCCGGAGGUGGAGGAGGAACUGUACGGGGGGAGGUGGCAGGUCGUGUCGAGCGGAGGGUGGGCCCGGUCCGAGAAGAUCAUCGUCCUCGAAGGUCGGGCGCUCGUUCAUUCUCUUAGGCACGCACUUCGCGACUCGAAGUCCUUCGGUAAGCGUAUCCUCUUCCUUUGCGAUAGCAUGGGGCUCGUGUGUGCUAUGGAGAAGGGCCGCUCCUCAGCUGGGGGCGUCCUCCGCGUCGCCCGGCAAUGGGCCGCCUGGUGCCUGGCGGGCGCGGUGCAGGCCUCGGUGCGCUGGAUUCCGUCUGAACGGAACGUCGCCGAUGCGCCGUCGCGCCGCCGCAUCCCCCUCGGGGUUUGGCUCGACAGCGCCGCGGCGGACACUGCCGAAGGCUUCGAACAGUGGGCCGUCCGGGACGCCGGGCGCAGCAGCCAGCAGGCCGACUGCCGCAGCGCCGGCCUCGAGCUCGCCGAGCUGGCCGUCCGCGAGCCUGCCGUCGGCGCUCUGCGGGGCCCUGGAUCGCUGCUGCAGCGGGCGUCGGUGACUCCGAAGACCGUGGCCCAGUACGACGGUCUGUGGCAGGACAUCCUUCGCAUGUGGCUGCGGCUGCGUCCGGCGGGCUCCCUGCAGGCGGAGCCGGGCGACGACGAGACGGACUUCGUGGUCGCCAGCUGGAUGGACCAGGAGUACUCGUUCGGGGAGCUGGCGCAGAGGGGCACCAAGGGGCUAGCGGCGGUGAAGUACUUCCGGCCGCAGUUCGCAAAGUCGGGAGGGCUCUCCCUUCCGCGCUCGGCGCAGGCCUUGAAGGGCUGGAAGCGGCUCGCCCCUGGGCGGGCGCGGCUGCCGCUGCCGUGGGAGGUCGUCGCGCUGAUCGCGCUGGAGCUGCUGCUGACCGGCUUCUGGGCGAUGGCGGCUUGGACGAUCAUCACCUUCCACUGCUACCUGCGCCCCAGCGAGCUGCAGCGGGUUACCGCCGAGAUGCUCGUGCCGCCUGUGCCGGGGACCCACGCGGCGAACUGGGCGAUCGUGCUGCACCCGAGCGAGGAGGAGAUCAGCAGCAAGACAAGGGAGUUCGACGAGACCGUGGUGUUCGAUCUGCCGCUGUUCCACUUCCUCGUGCCCGUGCUCUCUUACCUCAAGAGGGAGACGCCGGCCGGGCAUGCCCACUACUUCGUUGUAGAUUGCCAGACGUCACAGCAGGAGAGGCCGCAUUUCAUGGCCAUGGAUCCGUGCAGCAUUCCUUUGCCAUUCCAUUGCCAUUUGAG
This is a messenger RNA of Prorocentrum cordatum, 4424 nucleotides long. Lineage: Eukaryota; Dinophyceae; Prorocentrales; Prorocentraceae. The record is from the annotation of a GenBank genome assembly.